Vollenhovia emeryi is the source of this 3909-nucleotide messenger RNA. RefSeq lists its product as uncharacterized. The record is from RefSeq and is a predicted model, not a curated record. The coding region runs from base 1885 to 2574 and encodes 229 amino acids. The transcript is spliced from 4 exons. NCBI's taxonomy places the organism in Eukaryota, Metazoa, Arthropoda, Insecta, Hymenoptera, Formicidae.
UAGAUCGUGUAUUCAUUGUGAACGAAGAUUGGUGAUUAAGUUUGAAUUCACAUUUUAAGAAUUACAGGUGUGGGCUACCUACAUCUUGCCUUGGACCCGCAUUCCCUGGGGAAACAAAGACAGUUAUUAAUUAUUCGAUUACUAAUUGUGGACCCCAAAACGGGCUGCUGUCUUUUUUCCCAGAGUUGGCAUUUUCUCGCGUGGCGUUUAGUUAAAUUUGGACGUUGGAAACCCGCUAUCUCAUAUUAAAAGUCUCCCUCAUAAUAGGGGACUUUCCUCUAACAUCGUGACGCUAAACGCGUCGAAGUAUUGCUUUUCAAAACUCACAGUUAUGUAACGAGGAAACAGUCCCGUUAAAUUCAGCAUAAAUUAUGAAUCAAAGUACCGAAUCACGGUCCUUUAGCUGGAAUAUAUUCAUAACGAUAAAUACACUGUACUCGUAGUUUCCUUUGGUAACAUAAUUAGCCGGCUUAGACUGAAAUCAUAUAUCCACUUGCUAUAAGACACAAAUAUAAUUACGUAACUCUGUGUAUGUUUGAAGACUCACGUCAGACAGAGCUAUUAUCUAGUCACUGAGUAAAUUCGUCUAAGGCUCACGGGGGGGAACGUUUUCAGUGUAAUAAUUAGAUACGCCGCGCGCACUCGAUACACCGCGUAAGGUAAUGUUAAGUAACAUUAUGUCAACGUAGUAGUUAAGGCGCGUUCCAUCUUUUCUUUCGUUUCCUUCAAUCUUACUCCACUUUCCACCCGCAAAUGGUGCUUUCAAUUAUUAUCGCGUAUAUGCAUGUAAUAAUAAUUUGUUAUGAGAAGACAAAAGUACUAGAGAAACAUUCCCAUUUCUGUACUUGUAAUCGGCAUAUCUGAAAAGACGCUCAGCGUAAGUGAGUCGUGUUCUAUUAUUACGCUUCGUCUUUCUUAUCUUUGCUUAUCACCUUCGGAAUUACUGAUAAAAGUACCAACGUUGUAUCAGAGCUCAUUAAGCGAUUAAAAGCUGUGGUACACGUAAUUAAUUGACGUCUGCAAAAACGACGUCUGCACAAAUCCUUAUAUUUCUCAAAGUGAUCUAUACGCACGUGUCGCAAUCAUAUUAUGCUAACAUGUGGCAACUAAUGCGCGUUUUGUCUUUUCAUUUCCUCUUAUUUUCACGUGUAAAAGAUAUCUCGGUACAGCGACGUUAUAAGAACAUCAGUUCUUCGAGUCGGAUUUCCCAUGAAAAUUUUAUCACCGUUUAGGUACGAUUUGAUUGUAAAUAGCGACAACUCGCGCGACGGGAUAGCAACGGAAUUCCGCGAUGUCGUCGGCUAAUUGUAAGCAUUCCCAAGUCCCUAAUUAGAAAACUAGAAACUGCGAACGUUUAUCUCGCUCGGGAGAGAUAGCAAGCUUGGCGAAACAGCGCGGCCGAAAGAACUAGAACCAUAUUGCUUGAAUUAUGAUGUAAAUAACUCGAAGCUAAGACAUUAGCAUUAAGCCCCGCGGAAACUUGCCAAUGAACGCACUGAUUCUGUGCUAUUUCGUGCACAGUAUAUUAUCAAAACGAACGCACCGGAGGUGUUUCAUUGUUUAAUGGAAUAUAAAACAAAGGUGCACAUCAAAGUCAUAUUUUUUGUUUCACCAAACUCGAAUUCCGGAAGAAAACGAAUCGUCAACAAUCCCAAAAUACAAUUAAUUACGUGGAGUGCACAAGUAAUCUUGAUAAGUGUGUGUCAGCAUCGCGAUAUGCUGAUACUUUCCUCGGUUUUGUCGCGUCAGCGGAACUGCUUCGCGAGACUCGUCGUGUCCGAGUAAUUCGUCACCUUUAAGUCCGCUUGGAUCAGUCAUUCUAUAACGGAGCGUAUCGUGCGCGUUGUGCAUAGAAUAGAAUGAAAUGUGGACGCGCGGUUGAACAUGUUAAAGUCGCUCGGUAUCGGAGCGAAAGAUUUACCCUUACCGCCUUUACCGCCCACGGUUAUCCAGGCGGGCGCAAUGGCGAGCGACGGCGGGGUUGGUAAUGCCGGGUCCACGAGUUCCAGCAUGUCCGGGAAUUGCACCACCGUCGUCUACGCGUUUCCCGAGGAGGAUCACUUAGUGGUGGGAUACCUGAAUGAGUGGAUCAAUGCCUACUCCUUCAUAACGAACAACCAAGAGAAGUUCUACCUCUACAUUAUCGUAUCGGUCAGCGCCGGUAUCCUGCUCUUUCUGGGAUUGGUUAUCGGCCGACUGUUAUUCAGCCGACAUCGCGCCAAGAGGGACGCGAAGUUCCACGCGAAUAACGAGACCCUGCCGAACGGAUUCACCGACGAUAUUUCCGAGAUCGACGCCGACAUCGAUCUCACCACGCCAGUCGCAGUGCCAAUGCAAGACGCAAGAUUACCCGAGACCCAGCUGGCCGAGAGGCUCCACGGCGAGCGUUACUACGGCGACGCGAGGAUACCGCUGUCGCCGACGAGCAUCCACGCCACGUCGGUGCCUCACGCGACCAACACGGGGAUGCGCGUCGACCUUGGCAACCACAUGGUCGGCACGGACAACCUCCACACGAUUCUCUGCACGGAGAAUCCCCGGAACCUCAACAGCAAAAGCUACUACUACGGCUGACAGGAGGAAGGGGUUGUCCCGCGCGAGGGACGACCCCCGUCCUUGAGCCCGGUACCGGAAGUUAGCACGCGAAAAUAUUGCUUUUAAUUGCGAAGAAACGGUACGGCAGAGGCGGGCGCCAAGCCGCUGUAAAUUACGUUGAAGACGUUGAACGAGUUAUCGUUUGUUGCGCCGAAUCGUGGUACGCCACAUUGUGACAGUGCGAUCUCAGACUUGUCGGCCGUCGGACGCCGCGGGUGGUGAGCGCCCGUCGACGCUCGUUAACGACAGGGACUUGUAUAUCUGUAAACGUGUCGUCCAUCUCGAGGAUUCCGCGAAAAGAUUCUCGAUUAGCAAUGUAUAAUCUUGUCGUCAGGCGCAAAGGCGAGGGUGGGAAAGUAGGCGCCCAGUAGCUUGCGUUGUCUCGCUGCGACGUUACGCAGCGAGGCGAGGGAGCGAUGCGGAUCGACUUGUAGACCGAUGUGCGUAAGGAGGCUCGGAGUGGUUUCUUCUAAUAGGAUUGAAGGGUAGCUUUAAGGACCACCGCAUGCAUUUUUGAACUGCGCGUUCAAGUCGCAGGAGGCACGGAACGCGUUCAGACACCGGUUCAGACCGCGGGAGCGUUGCCGCCCUUCCGAAAUACAAAGAACGGUAUCGAGAGGGGUAGACGUGUAUUGCGGAUAACAUUUAUUUCUCGGAUUAUCAAGCUGUAAAAUGGAUGGAUUGAGUUUCGUUGUUUAAAUAGAUAGACAUAUCUUGUGGAAACUGUGUUAUCGACCUCGUCGACUCACGAUUUACUCGUUGUAUACCUUGUACUCACUGUAUACUCAGCCGUAUACCCGCGGAAGAGACUCACGGAGCGGAGUUCCAUGGAGCAUAUCGAUAACCUGCCGGUAACGUUUCGCUGGUAACGGACUUCCGGGACGACUGUUACUCGCGACUGGUCCGAGCCACCGCGCCCGGUACCAGCGGGAACAGGUCCAGCAGAGAUCCUUCCGUUUGUCUCGAGGAAGUCGACAAUGCGAGAAACAACCUGGGACGUUGAACCGUUUACGAGCGAGUGUAUUUUGUAUGUAGCAUUUCCUCCGGUAUCGACGAUCUAAGCGGGCCAAUUUCACCGUGAAAUCUGUAAGGGAAUCAAUCCGCACGCUGAAAAAAGAAUCUGAUAGAUUCAACCGGUCGUCUGUUGGAAAAUGGACGAAUCGGAAUUCCUUUAGGAUCUACCAGAUGUGUAGCGAAGUCUAGCAAACUGGUUACGAAAUAUCUCCCUCUAAAGGAAUUCUGAUUCGUCCAUUUUCUAACAGACGACUGGCUGAAUCUAUCAGACUUUUCUUUCAGUGUACGUUUCUCGAACCG